CCGAGCGGCGCGAGGAGAUGCGAGAGGGGCCGCGCCGCCGGCACCAUGCGCCCCCUACCCGCGCCGGCCCUAGCCGCGCUCUGCCUGCUGGCGCUGCCCGCCGCCGCCGCCUACUUCGGCCUGACCGGGCGGGAGGUCCUGACGCCCUUCCCUGGGCUGGGUGCUGCGGUGGUCCCUGCGCAGGGUGGGGCCCACCUGAAGCAGUGUGACCUGCUGAAACUUUCCCGUCGACAGAAGCAGAUGUGCCGGCGUGAGCCAGGCCUGGCUGAGAUCCUGCAGGAUGCGGCACACCUGGGCCUGCUGGAGUGUCAGUUUCAGUUCCGGCAAGAGCGCUGGAACUGUAGCCUGGAGGGCAGGAGUGGCCUGCUCAAGAGAGGUUUCAAGGAGACAGCCUUCCUGUAUGCAGUGUCUUCCGCCGCCCUCACCCACACGCUUGCCCGGGCCUGCAGUGCAGGGCGCAUGGAGCGCUGUACCUGUGAUGACUCCCCGGGUCUGGAGAGCCGACAGGCCUGGCAGUGGGGUGUGUGUGGUGACAACCUCAAGUACAGCACCAAGUUCCUGAGCAACUUCCUGGGCCCCAAGCGAGGAAGCAAGGACCUGAGGGCACGGGCAGACGCCCACAACACCCAUGUGGGAAUCAAGACCGUGAAGAGUGGCCUCAGGACCACCUGUAAGUGCCACGGCGUGUCAGGCUCCUGUGCUGUGCGUACCUGCUGGAAGCAGCUCUCCCCAUUCCGAGAGACGGGCCAGGCACUGAAGCUGCGCUACGACUCUGCUGUCAAGGUGGCCAGUGCCACCAAUGAAGCCCUAGGCCGCCUGGAGCUUUGGGCACCCCCCCGGCCAGGUACCCCUGCCAAAGGCCUGGUGCCCCGGUCUGGGGAUCUGGUCUACAUGGAGGAUUCACCCAGCUUCUGCCGGCCCAGCAAGUACUCACCAGGCACAGCGGGCAGGGUAUGCUCCCGGGAGGCCAGCUGCAGCAGUCUGUGCUGUGGACGUGGCUAUGACACCCAGAGCCGCCUGGCCGCCUUCUCCUGCCACUGCCAGGUGCAGUGGUGCUGCUACGUGGAAUGCCAGCAGUGCGUGCAGGAGGAACUUGUAUAUACCUGCAAGCACUAG
This is a messenger RNA of Chrysochloris asiatica (Cape golden mole), 1116 nucleotides long. It is a transcript of the gene WNT9B, whose product is annotated as wingless-type MMTV integration site family, member 9B. The record is from RefSeq and is a predicted model, not a curated record. The transcript has 4 exons. Gene Ontology annotation, molecular function: frizzled binding; cytokine activity. Gene Ontology annotation, biological process: neuron differentiation; multicellular organism development; cell fate commitment. Bases 46 to 1116 code for a protein of 356 amino acids. Gene Ontology annotation, cellular component: extracellular region. Lineage: Eukaryota; Metazoa; Chordata; Mammalia; Afrosoricida; Chrysochloridae.